This is a messenger RNA of Anarrhichthys ocellatus (wolf-eel), 4064 nucleotides long. RefSeq lists its product as uncharacterized. The record is from RefSeq and is a predicted model, not a curated record. NCBI's taxonomy places the organism in Eukaryota, Metazoa, Chordata, Actinopteri, Perciformes, Anarhichadidae. The transcript has 3 exons. The coding region runs from base 1098 to 1895 and encodes 265 amino acids.
AUACACCCACUAAUGUUGUAGCCAAAGUCUUGAAAUCAGGUGAGGACAUACUUUUGGUAAUUAUGUAACAGUACAAGUUUGAAAUGUUUAGAUCACAUGAAAAAUCACAUUUCACCUGGAUGCUUUUAUGGGCGGUGAGCCAAGCCUCCCUCGGACACGUCACAUGACUUUAUUGAUAUGUGGAUGGCAUUCAAGGUAAAGGUUGUGGUGACAGUAUGAGUGAGGUCGAAACCAAGAAGUUGCAUAAAGAUAACAAAUUGUUGCACAUACACUGGGCCACACAGCCUCUCAUUGACUGAGUCAAGCACCACGUGAGCUAAGCAAAUAGCUUGCUAAUUACCAUCUCAAUUUCUUAACACGACAUCAUUGACUGUUAGUAUCAUAGCGCCACGAGGACAUAACGUCAGACAUUAUUCAUGAUGACUUACAUUGUCACCGACGCACACUGUUGUAACAAAGGCUAUUGAUAACAAAUAUUGAAGAUCAGACUGACGAGUGAGGGGAGUUAACUACAGUAUAUAUACACACGAGAAAGUCUGUAACUGCGUGCAUGCGCACAGGGUCUCUAAGGCAGAAUAAGAGUGGCUUGCUGUAAUGUUGGUUAUCCUCCAGCAGGGGAUUUUAUACAAUAGUUUAUGAAAACCUGUUUAUAUUUAAGGCUAUUACAUUUGUUUAUUGAUCAUCUCACCUAUCAAGUAUAUGGUGCGAUGUUAAGUGGGUUGGACCGCCAAUAAUCAUCAAUUUAUUGAAUUAUUCACCUGCAUGGUGGAAGUAGAGAAGUCGACCGCAAAUCUCACGGCGUCUAAGUUAAAUCUGCACAUAUAAUUUAGGCUAUAGGCUUCCAUGCAUUACAUGGAAGAGGAAGAUGUGUUGUAGGCCUGUGCCUUUAUGUGAAUUAGAGAUGGAAAUGUUGCAGUCAAUCAAACAGGAGCUCUAAAACUACUAACCUGUUACUACUAACUAUUACCCGUCACUCAAUAAUUUAUCCAAACUAAGGAGCUUGAAGGUCAGGACCUUUUUGUUUUUGAAACAGAGACACAGUAAGCUCUCGCUGUCUGCCCCCGGGGACACUGUAGUGAUUCACCCUUUCCUCUUAAAUGGAGGAACUGAAACGUCUGUUAGGCACUCUGCAUUCAUUUCAUAAAUGCUGCCUUCACACCCCUCCUCUGUCUCACAGUGUUCUGUUUUCAGCUACUUUUUUCAGUUUGUGUCACACACACACAAGUUUAGAGGAGGGUAACACAGCAGACGGUCUCCACAUUCCUCGCCCUGCUUCAGCCAUGGCCAAGAAGGACUGUCCUGCUGGCAAAAGGUGGGACAGUCUCGUCAGCACAUGUAUCCAAGAGUCCGAAACCAGACCUGAACCAGGACCAUCAGCAGAGCGGUCUCUGGCUACUGUGGUCCAGCUGAGAUCUACGGCCCCCACAGCCCACUCAGUGAUGUUGCUGAGUCCGGCUCUGUGGAUAUUUGUAGUGCUGGCCACACUGGGGUCCAUCUUGGCUCUAUCUCUCUGGUUUAUCAUAUACAAACAACAGACCAGGCACAUCAGCACCUCAGUUGUCUGUGUUGCAGAGGAAGCAGGACUGCAACAGGAGCCUCUCCAGAAAACAGAGCCACCUGCCAAAAGCCAACCACCGCCUUCAGAAAGAAACGGCCAGGCAGAGAUGUUGCAGAUAGCAGCAUGGACCCCUUCACCCUGUUCUCACCUGCACCUCGGGGCCCAAACAGGCAAUAAGUGGGAGGAGGGCUUUACCGCGAGCAGUGACCCCGCAAAGCAUGCUGGGACAGAGGGGUUUAGAGGGCUGCCUACAAGCAGCACAACAAGGGGACACAGGAUCCCACUUCCUGCCACAGAGCUGGGUGGCACUGUCUUAGUUACAACUAAAACUGUGUAGGGCUUUUGCCACUGCGUGUACUCUGCUCAGUGUGGGGAAUUUUCGUUAAAUCCAAAUUUUGGAUAUUUUUCUUUUCUACCUCUAACUUUUCUUUCUUUUGUGUUUUGAAAUCAUUUUCUACUACUGUUGUUUGAUUCCACUGCAACGCUUGAAGAAAUACAAGUGUAUUCUUGUAGAUUGGUGUCCAAUUAUACCAUGUAAGACUGUUUAUAGUUUAUUGUACUUUAUUGCAAAGUUGUUAAAAAACAAAACAAAAAAACUGCUCUGAUCUUGUGCAAUAUUUCAAACAUCAUUUAAUAAAACACAAGAUCAAAAUCAUUACAGAUAUUUCUGAUGUUCUGAAGACAAGGUAGCAUUGUUGUGGUGCGAAAGAGAAAUAUUCUCAGAUCUCCGCUAUAUUAUGACAAGUACAGUUUGGAAAUAGUCUUUAAAGCAGGAAAGGGUAUUUACAUGGUAAAUAAUUUUGUCAAAGUUUCUCAAUCAAUAAGCUUCCUGCAGGCAACAUCUAAACAUUAACGGAGAACUGUUCAAAGUAAAGUCAAGAAGAGUACAUUCAAUAUCAUUAUUGGAUUCCAUUUGGAGAAAGCUGGGUUUUUAAUAGUUCUAAAAGGAGGACUCCCACACUACAAUCCAUGUAGUUGUGACAAUAACUAUCUGUGACUUAUCAUUGUCCACAAGGCAGGAGAAGGUGAUGGUUGUGUGUUGCAAAUUACAAAAAGGCAUGAACCCAUGCUGUUUGUAUUUCAAAAAUCAUAUAAGAAAAAUCCACCCAAAACAGUUUUUAUAGCCAUUAUAUGGGUAAAAGUGUAAAACUUUGGCGCCCCCAAGUGACAGUAUCAAAAUAAACACUGUGGCAGAGCCUAUGUGUUGCUACUCUUGGGGCCAGUUUGUUCCUUUCUUAUUCCCAUGAGUAACAGUGCAAAUGUAAUGAUGUAGAGUACACAGCUACAGUGAUUUUAUCUCAAGAAUGUUGUGUUGAAAUGUGUCAGUUCCACCCAAUAAAAGAGGAGGAGGCUUAUUUAUACCGCCUAUUCCACCACAACAAAACUCAACGUACAUCUUGAAUGAUAUAUAAAAAAAUCUGAGGGUGGAUUUUUCCUUUUAGCAAAAAAUUGACUGAUAAACGUUAAUUUUGUGUCAGAGGGAUGGGUGUUGAGUGGGGAAAGCGUUAAAGGGUAAAGACACAACUGAGACUCUGUUGCUGGACCAUUUAUCAUUACAUCAACACACAAGUCUCGCUUUCAACACGCAUGCUUGUCCCACGGCCGCUCCGCUGUCACCCUGACAAACCCAGCAGUGCUGACUCAGACCGGUUCAGGCUAUGACGUACGUCUAUGACGUCUACUUCUUGGCCAUUAUUGUACGGAAAGCUCCUCUCAUCACAGGUAGGUGCUGGGGUUGUCAGUGACAGCCAGGUGGAAGUACUCUGGUGGGCCGUUCCCCUGCAGGCUGCUGUUGGUCUCUCUCCGGCGGGCUUUGGUGGACAGGGUCUUCCUGUUUUUAAAGCCCUCACUUCCAACUCCACGGUUCUCCAGACUGGACACUAUCAUCUCGGACAGGUCCUGCUGGAGCCGCUGGAAGUUCUCCCUGUAACGUGAGGAUUAUUUUGGACUAUGGAUGCAAAUGUGAAAUGAUGUUGAUAUGCUACAAGUGCCAAAGCCCUGUCAAGCUUGAACAAUUUAAGCUUCUGCUUUAUUAGGUUGGGUAAUAAUUGCAUGACUUUUUGCUAGAUCAAAUGCUGAUCAUGAAUACAUUCAUGUGCAUUGAAUUAUAAUGAAUUGUUUCCCACAUUUCUAAUACGCUCACUGUUGUUUUGUAGCUGAAAGGAAAUGUUGGGAUUGAGUGUAUCUCUUCAGCAUGGAGUUAUUUAUAAGAGACAGUGUUUUACUCACGCUGUUGGUGGUGUGGGCAGGUUGUAUUUCCCCCCAGUCACUCCUGUUAACCAGUAGGUCAUCUCUUUGCCUUUACCCUGAGGGUGAGGUACAAACAGUCACAGACACAAAGGAAAUGAGAGUUGUAGCCACUAUCUGUACGGUUUACGUUUGACGUAAACACCUGGAUUGAUGAGCACACACACAGCCAAAGCAAACCCAGCUAACCUUAAGGUACGUUUCCCCCCUUUUUUCAUACUCAAACUUGCAGUCCGUCCUCUGUAGAAUGUUGAUGGUA